Messenger RNA from Triticum dicoccoides, 505 nucleotides. Its product is annotated as light-regulated protein, chloroplastic-like. The transcript has 3 exons. NCBI's taxonomy places the organism in Eukaryota, Viridiplantae, Streptophyta, Magnoliopsida, Poales, Poaceae. The record is from RefSeq and is a predicted model, not a curated record. The coding region runs from base 50 to 454 and encodes 134 amino acids. Gene Ontology annotation, cellular component: chloroplast.
CAACCUCGUAUUCAGAUUUCUAGAUAGACAGGAUCAGAUUAACCAGAAGAUGAUGCAGGCUGCCGUUGCUUUGUCGGCCGUGCUUCCUGUCGCCGUAAGGGGCAGGCCGGCGGCGAGGAGGAGUAGCGCCACCGUUGCCGGCGGCGGCAGGAGGAUUGUGGGUGUUGGCGUCCGUGCGUCGGCCGCGGCGGCGCCGGAGGCGGACUACAGCUCCAACGUCUCGGUGUUCCCCAUGGAGGCCUGCGACCUGGUCGGCGGCGAGGCCUGCGACGCGCAGAUGUACCCGGAGAUAAAGCUCGGCGCCGGCACCGGCGGCCCGGCUGCCGCGGCGAGGGCGCCGGAGGUGGAGAGGGAGUACCUAGCCUACGACGAGCCAAAAACGGUGUUCCCGGACGAGGCGUGCGACGACCUUGGCGGCGAGUUCUGCGAGGCGCCCUACCAAACCACCAAGUAGCUAGCUAGUAGCAGGAGUACAUCCAUCAAGUUGCACUGCUUCUUAGCAGGG